Messenger RNA from Ipomoea nil (Japanese morning glory), 1389 nucleotides. RefSeq lists its product as uncharacterized. The record is from RefSeq and is a predicted model, not a curated record. The transcript is spliced from 2 exons. The coding region runs from base 236 to 1117 and encodes 293 amino acids. NCBI's taxonomy places the organism in Eukaryota, Viridiplantae, Streptophyta, Magnoliopsida, Solanales, Convolvulaceae.
AAUUUGCAAUUAUCGGGAAGGUGAGUUGGCAGUUUAUUUCCACCCUCUGCAUCUCCGCCUAUGAAUCUAUGAUCUGAUAAGAUUGUCGAUUUUUAUUUUUUUAACCAAACAAACCCCAAAAUCCUCUCUCCGUUCUCGAAUAUUCGCGCUCGAAUUCUUCACACAGCGCUGAAAGUUCAAAAAUGUUAUCCGCCGAUUUCUUGCACCUCUGAUUCCUCGACUUUAACCUCAUAAGAUGGCCGUUCUGUUACCGUCGUCGAGAAUCUCUUCAUUUUCCGUCUGCCGACGUCCGGUGGGGGUCUUUUCCGAUACAAAGAGCAGGGCUGUGCAGCAGAUCGCUAUUCCUGCAAGCAAUAGAAAGGAAACUGUGAGGAUUAGGGUUUUAUCGAGUGUUAAGGAUUUGGAGGAGGCUGCGAUUUUGGAGGAUAAUGUGGGGGUGUUGUACGACCAAUUCUCGGCUCCUAAGGCAAAGCCCAGUGCGACAUCGUCUUCGGCGAAAAUUAGUAAAGAGGAAGAGGAGAAGCGGGAUUACUAUCUCAACACGGGCUACGCCAUCCGGACUCUAAGAGAGGAGUUCCCUACUCUGUUUUACCAAGAGCUUAGCUUUGAUAUCUACAGGGAUGAUAUUGUCUUCAAAGAUCCACUCAACACUUUUGUCGGCAUUGAGAAUUAUAAAUCAAUCUUUUGGGCAUUACGGUUCUAUGGCAGGAUGCUUUUUAGGGCUUUGUGGAUUGACAUUGUUAGUGUGUGGCAGCCUGUGGAGAAUUUGAUAAUGGUCCGUUGGACUGUCCAUGGCAUCCCUCGUGUGCCUUGGGAGAGCCGUGGGCGAUUUGAUGGCACUUCAGAAUACAAACUGGAUAAGAAUGGGAAGAUAUAUGAGCACAGGGUCCAUAAUAUUGCUCUAAAUGGACCUCUAAAGUUCCGCGUGCAAUCUGUGCAGGAAAUGAUUCAAUACAUUGGCUGUCCAUCGACACCAAAGCCAACUUUCUUUGAGAUCUCAUCCUCAUCAUUCAAGAACAUUAUGGGACUAGUGAAUUCAAGCGGGUUCAGACAUCACCUGUCUUCAGUUUUAACCUGUGUUUGGAAGAAGAACGAGGAAUCAUCUGAGGAAGAAUAGCAUCCAUCCCACAUGGAGUGUGCGACAAGACAAAGCUUAAAAGUUUUGUGAAUCUGUGACGUGAAAUGGAGGGUUUUCAUGCUCAUGCUUAUGCUCAUAAUGUGGAGGGAGUGUAUAUUUGAUAGUAAAUGCAACUAAGCCUGUCUACCAGCUCAGAGUUUAACUGGGUGGGGAUUGUAAAAUUUUGUAUAGUGGUUACAGGAUUUCAUGUUUUAGCAGCUGCUACAUCAAACUUGGGUUCCUAUAAUAAACUGUUCUUUGUAUUACACUUU